AUUGGGAGUGGAGCAAGCUGCAGUCAGCUGGGGAGCGCAGUGAGAAAGAGGCAGCCCAGGCAGUUGACAGCGUGUGUGAGAAAGGGAGCGGGUGAGUGUGUGUGAGUGUGUGUGCGCGCGCCACACAGAGAGAAAGAGGACAGGACAGGAAAGGAUAGGGACUUGUAUGAAUACAAUACUACAACACCGCAUCAGGAACAAAUACCAGAAGCACAGACACACUCACAUACACACAUACAUACACACACCAGCGCACAACGGUUGAGAUCUUCAGCAUUCACCCUCCUCUGGUCUGCUGGUGUGGAUUCAUACUGAAGGCAAAAGGGGCAGAUCUUCUGACAUCGGCUCAACAGACCCUACCAGAAAAGCCUGUGGAGACGGAGAGCGAGUAAAACUGCAGAAGAGAACAUUCUUUGUGCGCAAGGUCUGAAAUCUAGCUCCAUGGCAACCAACAACACAGCCAGCAUUGCCCAGGCCCGUAAGUUGGUGGAGCAGCUGAAGAUGGAGGCCAACAUCGACAGGAUAAAGGUGUCUAAGGCAGCAGCUGACCUGAUGUCGUACUGUGAGGCCCACGCUAAAGAGGACCCGCUCCUUUCGCCCAUGCCCGCCUCAGAGAACCCCUUCAGGGAGAAGAAGUUCUUCUGUGCCAUCCUGUGAGCGGCGGACACACCCUGGGCACGCAGCGGGCGCCCCGCCCACAGAUUCCAGAAAAUGACUCACAACACUUAGAACCCUUCUAGCAAGUGUGUGUGUGUUUAGAUUGCGUGGUGGUGAUGGUUGUGGUAGGUGGGGGAUAUCCUCUUGUACCACCUAAAAUGCUCAUACUGAGGGAAAUAAGAAAUAACACACACAUGCACACACGUGCACAUGAACACACACUCACACAGUGAGGUGAUCAACAACAGUUUGUGUAGCGGUAAGAUGGGGAGGAAGUGAUGCAUGUUUUUUUUUAAGACUUUUAUAAACAAACAAGGGAUAUCGUCCAUCCUGGUCCCUGAGUCAACAUUGACAGCCAUUGUAGAGGAUUUUUAAAAGUGAAGAAACCUUAUUUUUGGAGUGCUCAACACAUGAGUAUGGAUAAGGGUAUCAGGCUCUUCAACAGACAGGACCUCCCUGUGUUAAGCAAAUGUGAUGUAUUACAGUUGUUUUUUUUUUCAUUUAUUUAGUUUGAUAUUUCAGUGUUCAGCUAUGGAUCCUCCCUUAUUAUAAUGUGGUUUGGCUACAUCAUUUAGAUAGCUUUCUAUUGAAUCUUCAAUGUACGUUGCAUUUUUUUUAAGCACUGGUAGAUUAGAAGAAACCUAAAGUAGAUCAAUACAAAAGGAAAUGUUUUUUUUUUCUAUGAAAUGCUUGUAAAUAUUUAUACAACAAGCACCAUCUUUUCAGGUUCCUUUCUAUGAACCAUGUACGACUGUUGAUGCUCCCUGUUUCUACUCUGUAUGAAUGUGCUAGCAAGUAAACUGUGCUGUGAUGUGCUCUGCUGACCUCACUUCCUGUUUCUAUUAAAGAGGGAAACUGAUUUGACGAACA
Molecule: messenger RNA, 1527 nt
Organism: Clupea harengus (Atlantic herring)
Lineage: Eukaryota; Metazoa; Chordata; Actinopteri; Clupeiformes; Clupeidae
Gene: gng2
Product: G protein subunit gamma 2
Biological process (GO): G protein-coupled receptor signaling pathway
Cellular component (GO): heterotrimeric G-protein complex
Molecular function (GO): G-protein beta-subunit binding
Source: RefSeq, a predicted model, not a curated record